Aspergillus melleus is the source of this 2967-nucleotide messenger RNA. It is a transcript of the gene IFM1, whose product is annotated as translation initiation factor 2. The record is from RefSeq and is a predicted model, not a curated record. Gene Ontology annotation, biological process: translational initiation. The coding region runs from base 1 to 2967 and encodes 988 amino acids. The transcript is spliced from 3 exons. Gene Ontology annotation, molecular function: GTPase activity; GTP binding; translation initiation factor activity. Lineage: Eukaryota; Fungi; Ascomycota; Eurotiomycetes; Eurotiales; Aspergillaceae.
AUGCAGAGGCGGGCGGUCUUGGAGCUCUCCCGCCGCCAUGGUGUCGACUGGUCGUGCGCAACCAGACGCAGAGCGACAGCUUUCACGCCAACGCCAACUUACGUUCCCCUGCGGAACUUUCGAUCGUCUCUCAUAUCGCUCGACUCCUCCGACUCGUCAUCUUCUACCGGAACAAGCGAUAAUGGGGCCGGCGCUAAGCCUACGGCCACAGGGCCGAAAUUUGGCGCCCGCUGGGGCAGCAGACUACCUCAGAGAUCGGCCGGCCUGAGUCCCGCUGAACAGGCCAUGCGCGAUGCUCUGGUAGAGAAGAGUAAAGUAGAAAUGCAAGAGCGAGAGCGAGCUCUACAACAAAAACAGCAGCGGCAACAGCAACAGGAACAGGAAGCCCAAUCUCGCCAGCAUCAGCCCGAAGGGCGUCAACACGAUACAGUUCUUCGUUUCCAGGCAUCGAGGUGGCAGAAAAACGGUCGACCAAUGCCUUUUCCCAAUCGAAAGCAAACCGAGGACCUUGAACCUGAUAGAAAUCUAGAAAUCACCACUGCCUCAUUGCCGAGACACCUUCGAGAGGCCGACUGGGUUUGUCCGGACUGCCAGCUUGUAUGCUUUGGGAAACACAUCAGGUGUCCGUCCUGCAAGGCUGUCAGACCAGAUUUGAACUCGCCUCCGCCGAAGAAAUCUCAGUUCGGCAAUGACCGAUCCACACUUCCGAUACGCAAGAUAGAAAGCACAGGGCCAAAUGAUAUCUCGUUGGCAGGCGACCAGAAAACACGUGCCCUCAGAAACUUUACAUUCAGUCAGGGUAGAUUUACCGGCCCUCGAAUGGUUUUCGACGAACUCGAACCAGAUACAGCGCGACUGGCGUCUGAAAAGAAGAAAAGAUCGGGUGGACAACAACCUCGGUCGGAACCGGAGAAUCACCAAGUUGAAGAGAAGGCGGAUCCCUGGGCAUGGAGUUUGUCGUCGCAGAGUUAUGACACACAGGCCGACGAUGUUGGGCCUGGAAAAUCAUCAAAGGGUCGAGACGGCCGCAGGCAAAGACAGCAUGCGAUGGAGGAAGAUGAGUACGACGAGGACGACCAAGCUCGUCGUCGUGCAGAGCGCAAGCAGAAGAAGAGGCAAAAAACGAGACAGAAGGAGGUCGAAGCGGCUCCAAUUCCACUAUAUCUUCCAGAGUUCAUCAGCGUCAGCAAUCUUGCCGAUGUCAUUGGCGUGCGUCCGGCCCAGUUCGUUCAGCAAAUGGAAGAAAUGGGGUUUGAGGAUGUUUCAUAUAGCCACGUGCUCGACGCUGAAACCGCAGGGCUGGUUGCCUCCGAGUUUAACUUUGAGCCUAUCUUCGACACUGGAGCCGAGGAUGACCUGACUUCCGCACCCGAGCCCGAAGACAAGUCACUUCUACCACCCAGGCCGCCCGUGGUGACCAUCAUGGGCCAUGUCGACCACGGCAAAACGACGAUCCUCGAUUGGCUUCGCAAGUCGUCCGUGGCUGCGUCGGAACACGGAGGUAUUACACAACACAUCGGCGCCUUCUCCGUGCCCAUGCCUUCUGGAAAGACAAUUACCUUCUUGGAUACACCCGGUCACGCCGCCUUCCUGGAAAUGCGCCGCCGUGGUGCUGACGUGACCGACAUCGUUGUCUUGGUUAUUGCAGCAGAUGAUAGCGUGAAACCUCAGACAAUUGAGGCCAUUAAGCAUGCGACCGAAUCCAACGUGCCCAUUAUCGUCGCCAUCAGUAAGAUCGACAAAGAGAACCUCGAUCUUGACAGGGUGAAGCAGGAUCUUUCCGUCCACGGUGUCUACGUGGAAGAUUAUGGAGGCGACGUGCAGGCGAUUGGUGUCAGUGGUAAGACCGGUCAAGGAAUGGUGGAGCUUGAGGAGGCCAUUGUCACUCUCUCGGAGGUCCUCGAUCACCGGGCGGAUGUCCAGGGUAAUGCGGAGGGCUGGGUUAUCGAGGCCACGACGAAGAGCUACGGGCGUGUAGCAACGGCCCUCAUCAGACGGGGUACACUGCGACCGGGUAAUAUCAUCGUCGCCGGAGGAACCUGGGCACGGGUGCGUACUCUUAGAAACGAAGCCGGCGUUUCGAUCUCGGAAGCCACCCCCGGAAUGCCCGUGGAGAUCGAUGGUUGGCGAGAGCAGCCGGCAGCCGGCAGCGAGAUCCUGCAAGCCGCGGACGAACAGCACGCCAAGGACGUGGUCGAAUAUCGCCAGGAGAGAGCCGAGACCGCCAAAUUGGGUGAAGAUACUGCGGCCAUCAACGAGGCUCGCCGGGAGAUAAUGGAAAAGCGCCGGCUGGAAGGAUCGGAAGACGGACAGACUGGCGCUGACCAGAACGCGUCCGGACCUAAAGGGGUGAAUUUCAUCAUCAAGGCCGACGUUGGCGGAUCGGCCGAGGCCGUGAUGAACUCGAUCACGGCGAUCGGCAACAACGAAGUGUAUGCCAACGUGCUUCGCUCCGGAGUUGGGCCCGUCGGAGAAUUCGAUAUCGAGCACGCUGCCGCAGCCAAUGGCCACCUAAUCUCUUUCAACAUGCCCAUUGAUCCGGCCAUGAACCGGAUGGCCGAGAUGCGCGGCCUGAAGAUCAUGGACUACAACAUCAUCUACAAGCUCAUCGAUGACGUCAAGGAUAUACUGAGCGAGAAGCUACCUCCGUUGGUGACUACUCGUGUCACUGGAGAGGCCGAGAUCGGGCAGAUCUUCGAGAUCACCCUCAAGAGCAGGGUGAAGAUGCCCAUCGCCGGGUGCAAGGUUCGUAACGGAGUGAUCAACCGGGCCCGGAAGGUUCGCGUGACGAGAGGCCAGGAAGUUAUCUACGACGGCAUGAUCAACUCUCUCAAGAACGUCAAAAAGGACGUGACGGAGAUGCGCAAGGACACCGAGUGCGGUAUCGGGUUCGAGAACUGGACGGAGUUUGCUGUGGGCGACCACAUCCAGUGCUACGAGGAGAUCUUCGAGAAGCGACAUCUCUGA